Athalia rosae (coleseed sawfly) is the source of this 2138-nucleotide messenger RNA. RefSeq names its product F-actin-capping protein subunit alpha (gene cpa). Gene Ontology annotation, biological process: actin cytoskeleton organization; barbed-end actin filament capping. The transcript has 4 exons. NCBI's taxonomy places the organism in Eukaryota, Metazoa, Arthropoda, Insecta, Hymenoptera, Athaliidae. Gene Ontology annotation, cellular component: F-actin capping protein complex; actin cortical patch. The coding region runs from base 306 to 1175 and encodes 289 amino acids. Gene Ontology annotation, molecular function: actin filament binding. The record is from RefSeq and is a predicted model, not a curated record.
UCUUGCAAGAUAUUUUCAUAGCAUUUCAAUGUUAUUUAUUAUUAAUUUACAGAAAAAAGUAGGGCAUAUAAUUUUCUGUGAAUUCAUAAACAAGUCAAUCAAAUGGUAGACUACUUCCUGCCAUUUUUACGAGUUAGCUCAAAAGCCUGAAUAGCCAGUAAAUCCGGGAGUCGUUAGAUUUCUUAUCGGAAAAUCUGAGGCGGCGUCUAACUGUGAAAAGCUUGGCGAAGGAUGUUAGGAUAACCUGAACUACACGAGCCUUGGUUUGACACAUCGGCGGAGUGUGCGUGCAGUGGAAAGGUAAGAUGGCGACGGACGGAGAUGUCGUGAUCCCCGAUCAAGAAAAAGUGCGAAUAGUUUCGGACUUUAUACUACACUCGCCCCCCGGUGAGUUCAAUGAAGUUUUUAACGAUGUGAGGGUUCUACUGAAUAACGACAACCUCCUGAAAGAAGGCGCAUCUGGGGCAUUUGCUCAAUACAACAAGGACCAGCUUACGCCUGUUAAGGUUGAAGGAAGCGAGUAUCCUGUUCUCAUCACUGAGCACAAUGACUUGGGAGGACAGAGGUUUUAUGAUGGUCGCAGUAAGCAGAGUUUCAAAUAUGACCAUUUGAGAAAGGAAGCACAGGACUAUGAGGCCUAUGAACCAGAUGCUACUGCUGAACCUUGGAGAUCUGCCCUUCAAGAUGAAAUCACCACUUACACUCAAAGCCAUUAUAUACAUGGCACGUGCUCCGUCUUUGGAAAAAGUCAAGGAGGUAACGUUACACUAACUGCCUGCAUAGAAGACCAUCAAUUCCAGCCAAAAAAUUUUUGGAAUGGUCGUUGGCGUUCCGUAUGGUCGGUAAAUUUCAACACCAGUUCUGGUAAUGCAGAGUUGAGAGGUAGUCUGAAAGUUCAAGUACAUUAUUACGAAGAUGGAAAUGUACAAUUGGUAAGCAGCAAAGAAGUAAAAGAGAGCCUGCCCAUUACAACUGAGAAACAAACGGCCAAGGAAUUAAUACGAUUGGUAGAAGAAUCUGAAAACGAUUAUCAAACAGCUAUAUCGGAAAAUUAUCAAACCAUGUCAGAUACAACGUUCAAAGCUCUACGAAGGCAACUUCCUGUUAUGCGAACGAAAAUUGACUGGAGCAAAAUCGUGUCGUACAGUAUUGGCAAAGAGCUUAAGAGCCAAUAAAGGCAGAUUAUUUAUAUCUCUUAAUAAGAAAAUUAAUUAAAAGAAGCGCAUACUGAUGAAUCAGAGAAGUCUGGAGGUGUGAUGUGUAUGGAGGUAAAGAUAAAGUGUGCUAAAAAGUAAUGAAAGAUAAACAUUUGACAGAAGCUCAUACACAUGCCCUAGUACUAUGCUAGUUAUUUCUUGAACCGGGCCAUAUUCAAAGACGAGGUGUUAGAACGAAUGUGCAAAUAAUGUAUUAUUAUACAGUAUAAAAGAAUUUAACUUUAAAAAUAACGUCUGUGGAUACGGCCCGCUAUUUUUAUCAAACUUUAUAUUACACGAAGUAUAAAUAAAUAUCUACAAUUUUGUUAAGACACAUUGUUUUAUAAUUAUUACAUCUAUUAUAGCUAAUAUGUUGCUAGGAUCAAUUGAAGUGGAAUAAAAUGAAAUUUAAUACACACAUAAAUUCGAUCAGUGUAUUGGUUAUUUUACAUAGUUACAGAUUGAAAAAAAAGAAAAAAGAAAUUGUUGUGCCAAGUGAUUAGAAUUGGCGAAUCUUUUGGUGCUAUCGCUUAGCACACAUUACACACCCAGACAAAGCGUGAAAAUGAAAUCUAAGAAAAAAAAAUACAUAAUGCAUUGUACAUUGUAGAACGUAGUCUAUAGCCUGCUGGAGCCUUAAUCUGUUCACAUUUUGGGUUGAGAUGGUAUUGUGUACAUAAGUUAUUGAAUUCGGAUGGACGAAUGUGGAGAGAGAGAAAACGUUCCGACAUUCGCCACUGCCCUUCAAACUACAGAAAAUAGUUGCCUACAUUAAAUCGAUAUUGAUAUUAGGUAAUACUACUUAAAAUCGAGUGUAUCGUAAAAUAAGUAAAGCAUGUCCUCAUGUAAAAAAACAUUACACACAAAACACGGUUAUCAAUUAAAUUAUGUAUUAUUAAAUGUUACUAUUGAGUAAAUAAAGUGAUAUGACACUUUGGAAAA